GACAAAGUCGCGUGUUUCGUGCUUGCCGGUCGGUAUUCCGAAGCGCAUAACGGACGACAAUAGCGUAACAAACUCACGGUAUGCGCGCGCGUGUGUAUACUAUAAUAUUGUACCGCGGUAACAACAAAUGAAUAACAACCGCGAUCAGGAGCAGUCUCGGGCGGCAGGUCGAAAUCCGAUUGGGAACAGGUGGCGGUCGCGGUCCCGUCUGUCGGCCGCGCAGCCGACGAGUGUUCGUGUUCAGUCGUCCCGGUGCAGCCGCGUUCUGCGUCGUGCGUACUGCUGUAUAGUUGACGACGAGUUCCUAUCCUCGUUACGCGGUCCGACCGUGGACACGUGCAGUGCUCGCGGCAGUUUUGUCGUCGUCGUCUAAUCGCAUUAGUAUAGUAUUGCCGUGUAACCCUUUACGUCGCCGUUGACUUUUCGCGUGAUUCAUGUCCCGACGGCGCUUGUCGCGUGAAAUCGUAUUUAACAAUCGUUUUCCGUCGAAAUACGAAAGAAAUUUUAACCGGCCGAUCGUUUUUCGUGCACCCGUCGAGUAGUGUUUUCGUCUCGAAGGAAACGGUCCGUCGCCCGGGCCCCGUAGCACGCCCGUGUGUGUGGCCGCGGAUGAUGCUGUUCGUGUCAUCAACAGAUAAUCGCCAUCAUCAUCAUCUUUGUCAACAUAUCAUUAUCACCAACGCCGUCCGGUGCGCGAUCGAUUCCACGGCAUCGAUCGAUCGAGGAUAACGGAGAGAGCGGCGUUUGAGCUUGUGACGGAAACAACCCCGCCGCCGCACGACCAAUGGCUGGCGUUGAAAGCAUCGGGUUUUUAUAACGAUACGUUAUAUCCCCCCCUCUCCCUGAGCGUCCAUUUCGCAAGUGUAUUUAUUUCCCCCCCGGUCUCCUCUAUCCGUUGUUUUGCCGGGUGCUCUGCCGUUCCGUCCCACCACGUUCGGCGGCGUGUUGUUCGCCGCCGUCGUCGCUGGAGAAUCGCGUGCGGGCGCAGCAACAAUAUGAUGUGCGCCAUCGACGCCACCGCCACCGCCACCGUUGCCGUUGAUGCCGCCGUCGUCUACGUCGCCGCCUACGUCGCUGCUGUUGCUGUCGUCACGACGGACGUCGUCGUCACCACCGCCGCCGCCGCAGCCACGGGCAUCGCCGCCGUAAAGUGUCGGGGGGCGCCACGCGCUUUCAGUCAACGAUGAUCGCCACCGACGCCGCGGUGUGCACACCAUGUGACGCGUGAACCGACCGCGCGGUCGUUCGCUGAACAUAAUUAACACUUGUAGAUCAUAAUAUUGUUAUACACACGUAUAUAUACAACACGUGCAAAUAGUGUUCGAGUCGUACGCGUAAUAGUGUUUUUACCUCGUUUGCCGCGCCCGGGCACUGGCGAAAAACAAUUUAAACGACGGACGUUUCGUAAAAAAAAUAAAUUUAAAAAAAAAACUGCGCAACUAGACGAAUUUGUUUUUUUUUUUUAAUACCGUUUUGUUUGUUAUAAACGUUAAUAUAGUUUGCCCCCUCCCCCAUAGACACACACACGUUUUCCGAAAAAUGAAGUACAAAUUUUUGCUCAAAAACUGCCGAUCACCAUGAACGCCGCCACCAGGUGGUUGUCCGUGCUGGUCUGGCUGUGGUCGCUGUCCGCUGCGACCGUGGCCGACGAGGAGAAGGUGUGCGGCAGCAUAGUGGUGCGCAACACCGGCGACCGCUUGUCCCAGCUGCACAACUGCACCGUCAUCCGGGGCCAUGUACAGAUCGUGCUGCUGGAUGCGACCAAGCCGUCCGACUUCGACAUCAUCAGCUUCCCACAGCUGCGCGAGAUCACCCAAUACCUGGUCGUGUACCGCGUGGCCGGGCUCACCAGCCUGGGAAAACUGUUCCCCAACCUGAUGCUGAUCCGCGGCCUGCACAGCCCGCAGUCCACUUUCCCCGGGCUGUCGCUGAUGAUUCACGACAACGGGGACCUCAGAGAAAUCGGGCUGUACAGCUUGACCAACAUUACCCGGGGCUCCAUCAUCAUAUCCAGAAAUGCUCGAUUGUGUUAUGCCAAUACAAUUGAUUGGGGCCAAAUCACUAAUGGUGUUAGUAAUGAUGCUAACAUAAUCAACGAUAAUGAAGCUGCAAAUAAAUGUCAAGGGUGCUCAAAUUCAGGAUGUCCAGAAGAUAGAUGUUGGUCACAGGAGCAUGGACGAUGUCAAUUAGGCCGAUUAAAAGGUUGCCAUCCUUUAUGUGCCGGUGGUUGUCAUGUACCAAACUCUGCUAAGCAUUGUUUUGCUUGUACUGCAUAUUUGUAUAAAGGCGAAUGUAUUAAAGAAUGCCCCCAUGGCCUUUAUGGUCAUCUUGGGGAAUGUUUAACUGGUGAAAAAUGUUGCCGUAUACCAGUUACCAGAGAAGAAUCUACUCCAGAUGACUUGAAUUUAAAUUAUAUUCCAUUUGAUCGUGUGUGUCGUGAAGAGUGCCCAUAUGGGUUUGAAGUUACACCUGAUAAAAAGAAUUGUACAUUAUGUACUAAAACUAAAAAUGGAAAUUGUCAACGUAACUGUAACAGUUUCAAGAUUAGUGAUGAGGUAUUAAGGAGGAAUGAUGAAUACCGGCUACAUACUAACUGCACGACUAUCAAAUCUUUAGAGAUUGAAGUCAAGUUUGGAACUAGCGAAGACGUAGAACGUCGAUUGGAAGAGUAUAUUGGCAAAGUUGAAGUUAUAUUGGAUCAGCUAAAGAUUAUACGGUCAUAUUCAUUGACUUCAUUGAAUUUCUUGCGAAAUUUACAUGAAAUACGCGGUGAAAAUACAGCUAACAAAAUAGCCUUGGUAGUACGUGGGAAUAAGAAUUUACAAAAAUUAUGGACUACCAAGGAAAAUGAAACCCGUGCGGUAAAGAUAUUGAAUGGUACAGUUUCGUUUCAUUAUAACCCUAAGUUAUGUAUGUCAGAAAUAUAUAAGUUUGGAAAUUUAUCAUCUCUGCCUGCGUUUUCAGAUAUAGAAGUAUCAAAUAUAUCUAAUGGAGAUCAGUUUGCAUGCAUUGUUUAUAAUUUAUUAGUAGAAACUGUUAAAAUCGAAACACAAUCUAUUGUUAUACGCAUGCAAAAACCUGUAGAAGUGGAUAAUCUAGAAAGAUUUCUAGUUUAUUUUAUUGAAGCAGCUAAAUGGAAUGAAACCAUUGAAACUACUGAAUGUGAAGGUUCUAGUUGGAAAAUUGAUGAUAUUAGUUCCAAAAGAGUUCUUAAUGAGACUGAAAUCUACCAUGUCAUUACUAAUUUAGAGCCAAACACAGAGUACAUUUAUUAUGUUAAGACUUAUACAAUUGCAUCCACAACUAGUAUGAGUGAUAUAUUUCGUAAUAAGACUCUUCCAUCAAAACCGUCCACCCCUCAAUACUUUACAGCUCAACCAGUGUCUAGUUCUGAAGUGGAACUGACUUGGAAACCUCCUUCACACCCUCAUGGUAAAUUAGUUAAGUAUGUUAUCAAAGGAUUUCAUUUAAAAGACGACCAAGCCAUUUUGGAUCAACGUAGUUACUGUAAAAAUAUAACAUUUAGAGGUGAUAGGGAGAGCUACAAUUCUUCCCCAUCAAUUAUAAGUAAACUGCAAUCAUAUGCUGACCAAAAAUGUGAGAAACAAUGUGAACAGCAAAAAAAUACUGACAUUGAUAUGUGUAAUGAUUUUGAACAUGGCAUUGACUUUGAUUUGAUUCCAAUUCAAAGUCGCAAGUUGAUGUUUGAAACAUGCAGUAACUUUCUUAAUACUUUCAUUAAUUCAAAGUGUAUGGCUAUGCAACACAGUGAUGAAACUUAUUUUCAAAAUAAUAUGAAUGAGAAUUGUACAGAAAUGUGGUCAGUCAGUAAUGUAUUACAUAAUAUUACAGAAAUAGAUGGUAGCAUGUCUCAUUUGUUCUAUCAAUUAAAUGAAAAUGAAACAUCAAAAACUCUUACACGUCUAAAACAUUUCAGUCGAUAUGUGUUGUCCAUAUUGGUCUGUAGAGAGGUUGUCGAACAAGAGCUAUUAAAUUCUAGUAAACAUGUGGACUCUUGUAGCCAAGAGACAUUGAUAUUAGUUCGCACAUCAAAAAAUAAAGAAGCCGAUGUUAUUGAUAGUGAUCGCAUACGUGUUUAUGUGAACAACCAUACAGUCAACAUAUCCUGGGAGGUACCAACUUUGAUAAAUAGCCUAAUACAUAGUUUCAAGUUGGAUUACAAACGUGUAGAUGUUGUAAAUUAUGUGUCUGUAUGUAUUACAAUGAAAGAAUAUGAAUCUGCUGGCCGAUCAUAUGUUAUCAAGAAUAUGGUGCCUGGUAAAUAUCAUUAUAAACUCCAAGCAGUUUCAUUAGCUGGCGAGGGGCCUUUUACUAGUUUGAAAGUAUUUGAAGUUACCAAUAUGGAUUCCCUUGAAAAUUUACACUUGGUUCUUAUGAUCCUUGUUUGUGGUUGUAUAUUAAUUAUAUUAAUGGGUGUUAUUAUACGUACUUACUUUAGUCGAAAAUUAUUGCAACGUAAUAACAUAUAUAGUCUGGCUAAUAAUCCUGGUUAUAUUGGCAUAUUAGUUGAAGAUGAAUGGGAGUUGAAUCGAGAAGAUGUUGUAAUACAAAAAAUUAUUGGUAGAGGAACAUUUGGUACCGUGCAUGAAGGUAUACUUAUGUCUCAGAAUAUUCCUUGUGCUGUGAAAUCUGUAAGCAAGACAAACUUUUUGAGAUAUCAUGCAGAAUUCUUAAAUGAAGCAGCCAUAAUGAAAAAGUUUAGUGAAGCAUACCAUAUAGUAAAAUUACUUGGUGUAGUAACCAAAAGCCAUCCACCGCUGUUGGUUAUGGAACUCAUGGGCCGUGGUGAUUUGAAAAGUGUAUUGGUAAAGUGUAAGGAAACCGAUAAUCCACCUCCACCUAACAUGCUUACUAUUAUCCGGAUGGCUGCACAAGUAGCUGAUGGUAUGGCGUUCCUAGAAUAUAAUAGAUUUAUCCAUCGUGACUUGGCAGCACGUAACUGUAUGGUGGCUAAUGAUAUGACAGUUAAAAUUGGUGAUUUUGGCAUGAGUCGACAAAUCUAUAACGGUGAUUAUUACCGUAAAGGAAAUAAAGGUGAAAUGCCUAUACGGUGGAUGGCGCCCGAGAGUCUAGGUGAAGGUAUAUUCACUAGUCAAUCAGAUGUUUGGAGUUAUGGUGUUGUGAUUUGGGAAAUUGUAACAUUGGGCGCACAGCCAUAUUCUGGCAAAACUAACAAUGAGGUUAUGGCAUAUGUACUUGAUGGCCACUUGUUAAACUUACCGAGGUUCUGUCCUGAUGUGUUAGCUGCUAUCGUCAAAUUGUGUUGGAGUUGGAUGGCUUCUCAGCGACCAAAGUUCCUAAAAAUAGUCAAAACUCUUGAUAUUUAUCUAGAUGAUAAUUUCAGAUCAGUUUCAUUUUAUCACAAUCAUCUUGCAAAUGACGAAGCACCUGCUGAUUAAUAAUCGUUAAUGUCUCUAUGUGCUACGUAUGAAGAAGAUGUGAAUAAUGAUAGUAUUAGUUUUGAAAGUGGUGAUACGGUUGCUAUUUACAGUGCUUUCCAUGCAGACAAAAAAAAAAAAAAAAAAAAAAAAAAA
Molecule: messenger RNA, 5555 nt
Organism: Sipha flava (yellow sugarcane aphid)
Lineage: Eukaryota; Metazoa; Arthropoda; Insecta; Hemiptera; Aphididae
Product: insulin-like peptide receptor
Exons: 6
Coding region: 1578-5420 (1280 amino acids)
Biological process (GO): positive regulation of kinase activity; positive regulation of phosphatidylinositol 3-kinase/protein kinase B signal transduction; cell surface receptor protein tyrosine kinase signaling pathway
Cellular component (GO): insulin receptor complex; axon
Molecular function (GO): insulin receptor activity; insulin receptor substrate binding; ATP binding
Source: RefSeq, a predicted model, not a curated record